GUGGUGUGGUCCAUUUUGGACCAAUAUAAGUUGUUUUGGUUCCUCAUCUAGUCAACUCCUGUCAAGGGCCGGCUGCAGUCAACACGGGUUGGGAUGUGUGUUGCUAGUUGUCUGAGAUGUGUUGCCAAGAUGCUGGUCAGCCUAUCGAUUAUCUGCAUCCUUGCCAACAUCCUUCUGCUACUUCCUGGUUUUAACAUCCACUUCCUGCUGGAGGGUCAUGUGACCAGAGAGGCUACCUGGAGCACAGGCAUCUGGAGCUCUGGAAUACUGGUGCUGGUGGGAGCGAGAGCCUUCAUGACCAGCAGUAAGGCCAAAGGAUGCUUUGCCUUCAGAACCCAGAUGUGUUUCCAGCUGAACUACAGUGCCCUGAUCCUGCUGGGUUCGGGGUUUUGCAGCUGGGUCAGUGUGACUGGAUUGGUCAAUGGACCGCUCUGCCUCUACAACACAUCGGCUGGACAAGUCUGGGGAGUCCCUCUACAGCCCUACCCUGACCGCUUCCCAGGCUACCUGUACAACAGGACAAUGUGGGAGGGUGUGUGUGAGAGACCCAGAGGUGUGGUCAUGUGGAACAUGGUUCUCUUCUCUGUCCUGGCUCUCAGCUCCGCCCUGCAGCUCCUGUUCACCACAGUGAACCUCUUCAACCUGCUGCUAGGAAUCCUGCUGGGUGAUACCCAUUCCCGUGUGAAGAAAAGCAAUACUCAAGAAGUGUCAUGAUGCCUUUAUUUUGUUUCUGUUGUUCGAAGCACCGCUAAGAGCAUCGUUAGCCUACUAUAGAGCAGUGCCGCCGCUCCCAUAACGCGCACUACGCGCUGCGCGUAGGGCCUCAAGUCCUGAGGGGGCCCCCCCAAAAAAAAAAAAGGCUGUCUCUGUUUACAAAGUAAAGUGUGUAAAUAUUUGUGCAAAUAGUUUCUGCUUGUAAAUCUUUGCUUCAUAGAAGAAUUGUUCUUACUUGUAUACUUCUGGUUUUAAGUUUGUAUUUAUGGAUAACUAUUUAAUUUAAAAGAUUUUGGACAUUCCAAUACUUGUGUGUACUGUAUGUAUGUUUUGGCUGUUCUGUGAACUGU
Messenger RNA from Gadus morhua (Atlantic cod), 1064 nucleotides. RefSeq names its product transmembrane 4 L6 family member 5. Gene Ontology annotation, cellular component: membrane. The record is from RefSeq and is a predicted model, not a curated record. Bases 94 to 714 code for a protein of 206 amino acids. NCBI's taxonomy places the organism in Eukaryota, Metazoa, Chordata, Actinopteri, Gadiformes, Gadidae. The transcript is spliced from 6 exons.